Molecule: messenger RNA, 2839 nt
Organism: Drosophila serrata
Lineage: Eukaryota; Metazoa; Arthropoda; Insecta; Diptera; Drosophilidae
Gene: Ctf4
Product: Chromosome transmission fidelity 4
Biological process (GO): DNA-templated DNA replication; mitotic cell cycle; DNA repair
Cellular component (GO): nuclear replication fork
Molecular function (GO): protein binding; chromatin binding
Source: RefSeq, a predicted model, not a curated record
CUGUCUGUCAGGCGCCUAUUUUAGCGCCAAAAGUUGGCAAGAUCAGCACGAAAUAAUAUUUAAUCUUCCAUUAAUUGUUCAACAAGAUGAGUUUUUCGCGCAGUGCCUUGCGCUAUGCGCACACUAACGGCUACACUGGAUUACUGUAUACGCCGCGCGGUGAGUUUAUCAUCACGUGCGGCACCGAUGGUGACAUACGGCACUGGACCUGCAUCAGCGACGACGAUCCUCGCUCCAGCUGCCUGGGCGAGUUCGUUAUGUGCCUCGCCCACACGGGUACCCGUCUUCUGGCCUCCACGGAUCGCAAUACGGUGCAUGCGUACACCUUCCCGGAUAUGGACAGCGACGGCAUCCUCAUGCGAUUUACGGCCCCGGCGACCUGUCUCAAGGUGCAGGGUGGUUUCACGGCUGCUGGCAGCGAGGAUACCACCAUUAAGGUGCUUAAGGGAGACACCGCCGGCAAUGAGACCGUCCUGGAAGGACACACGGGUCCAGUUUUGGCCCUGGACAUGUUUGCUGAGCGAAAACUCCUGGCUUCCGUGGCGGGCGAUGGCAAUCUCAAAGUGUGGAACUUCGAAGAGGGCAAGGAACUCAAGAGCAUCUCUGGUUUGCCUAAGGUGAACAGUUUCGAGAGCGCCAGUCACUAUGGUACUCCCACUUUUGAGCCGCAGACCGGUGAACUCCUCGCGUAUGCCGUGGACAACCAGAUCGUGGUGCUAAACACAGCCAACUGGGAGGUGGCCUUCAAACUACGCGACGAUGCUGUUUCCAGCAACUACAGCUGCUGCCAAUUCUCCCCGAAUGGAGAGAGACUGGCGGCCGGAACGACCAAGGGUGAGAUUAGCAUCUUUGAUGUUAAAAAGCGCAGGCCAGUUUCUGUGGAGAUGCCACCAAACGACUGCAAUUCAAUCACUUGUCUGGCCUGGAACCGAUCCGGCGAGGAGGAGUUGGCCUUCUGCGAUGCUACUGGCCAGUUGGGAACUGUAUUCUUCACCGAUGCAGCCGCAACGGGCGGUGAGGAGGGUUUAGAGGACGAUCAGGAUGAGCUGCUCGCCGACUAUGAGUUUCAGGGCGACGACGAUGUUGAAGCCCCUGUAGAUGAUGGCGAUGGUGUGAGCCUAGAGCAACUCAAACGCAAAGUUAUGAAGUUCGCAGACCCUGUGGACCAAGACGAUGCCUCCAACCAGUCCUUGGCCAGUAGCAACAGAACUGCUCCUACUGCAGCUGCUCCGCAAAUCAAGCUGUUCAAGCAGCAGGCUGCCUUUCAGCCCAGUGCCACUCCCAGCGAUCUGGAGCAUCGCUACAUGGCCUGGAAUGACGUGGGCAUCGUUACUGCACAUGUGGAGCCCUCGGGAGACGGAGCCAUCGAUGUGGAGUUCCACGAUGCCAGCAUCCAUCAUGCGCUGCACAUCAGUAAUUAUAAUCACCACAAUUUGGCCAGUCUAAGCAGUGGAGCCUUGGCUCUGGCCUCUAACGAGUCCAGCAAGCUGGUGGUAAUUGCCCUGGCCGCCGCUGGAAACAAGGAGUGGUCACUCAGUUUGCCAGACUGUGAGAGUGUGGACGCCUUGGUGGCCACCAGCCAUUUAGUUGCUGUUGCCACGAGCGCCCAUUUCCUGCGCAUCUUCAGCGUCAUGGGCACACAGCGCGAGGUGCUGACCAUUCCAGGACCUGUGGUAGCUAUCGCCGGGCACGAGCACAGCCUGAUGGUUGUGUACCACAGCUCAGCGCCCAGCCAGACGCAGCAGCACCUCUCCGCCAUGCUAGUUAACAUCAAUGGCUUGAGUCUGCGUCAGGAGUAUCUGCCAGUGCCGUUGACUCCGGGCCGGCAGCUCUCUUGGCUGGGCUACAGUGACACCGGAUCGCCAAGCAUUGCAGACAACAUGGGGCUGCUGCAGCUGUACCGCCGAAGCAGCAACGCCUGGUUUCCCAUUUGUGACACCAUGAAGCACAGCACCAGUGUGUCGCACAAUUUCUUUGUGGUCGCAGUUUCCGAGCGUCGACAGAUCGUGCAGGCAGUGCUGUGCCGCGGCACCUCUUACCCAAUGACCAAUCCGCGGCCCAUGCUGCAGGAGCUUCGCAUGCAAAUCCCGCUGUGCGACAUCGAGGUGGAGAAAUCGGAAUUGGAGGAUGCACUGCUGCGUUCGAGUCUGAUGCAAGUCGACGGUGCGGAGAAGAUGCAAAAGGAGACGGCUAUCAAGCUGUUUGCCUUGGCCUGCAGCAGCGAGUGCGAGACGAGAGCCAGGGAACUGAUUGAAUCGAUAGCCUGCACGGAGUUGCUUCAGCUGGCCGUGAAGUAUGCCACCAAGCGCGGACGCAUACAUCUGUCGGAUCGUCUGUGCGAGUUGCUCCCGCAACUGGAGGCCGUCCAGGAGGCACGCAAGCAGCAGACCCUUCUGGGAGCCAGCGGCAUUGCUGCCACAAUUGUCCUGCCCAUGACGCCGACAGGGGGAAGCCAGAGUGGGCCCAAACCGAAGGCAAUCGAGCUGAGCUCGGCUAAACGGGGAACCCUGAAGCGAUUCACCAACUCUCCAAAUAUGUUUAAAGCGGCAUCGCGCCCCGCCACUCCAGAGAUCACACAGUCUCCGCUGGAUACCCAGGAAAACAUAUUCGGGGAAUCGGAGCCCGAGAUUCCGCUGGGUAAAAGUGCAGAGCAAAGAACUCCCCUGAAUUCGGUUAAUCCGUUUGCCAUGAAGCGCAAACUGGGAGAUACUGGAGUGAUCUUCGGCUCCGAGAAACUAAAGCUGGCCAAGAAGUAGAAUAAGCGUAGAUUCAUAAGCCGCAACCGAAUUAAUAUGACCACCAUCGUUGGUGCGAAAAAUACCGGUCAGCCGUAAGACCC